This is a messenger RNA of Bacidia gigantensis, 1413 nucleotides long. RefSeq lists its product as uncharacterized. Bases 1 to 1413 code for a protein of 470 amino acids. Lineage: Eukaryota; Fungi; Ascomycota; Lecanoromycetes; Lecanorales; Ramalinaceae. Gene Ontology annotation, biological process: fungal-type cell wall organization; septin cytoskeleton organization; cortical actin cytoskeleton organization. The record is from RefSeq and is a predicted model, not a curated record. Gene Ontology annotation, cellular component: cell cortex; membrane raft; plasma membrane. The transcript has 5 exons.
AUGAUCAUCGCAAGGCCGAUACUCGGUUUCCUAUCCCUCAUUCUCAUAGCUGGUGCUUGCCUGCUCCUUCUCUUAACCCUCCUGGGAGGCGCAAUCGACCACAACCCAACCAAUCGUUACUACUUCUUGCAAGCCGACACCUCGGGCAUUGCUGGUGCUGCUGAUCAGACUCGAUGGACCUUAUGGAACGCCUGCUCAGUCCUUAAUGGGAAGAACUCGUGCCCCAAAGUACAUGCUGCCUAUCCGUUCAACCCACCCGGCAACUUCAAGGGUUCGGAAGACGGCAUACCACCACAGUUUGUUGGAACACAUUACUACUAUUACAUGACGCGAUUCAUGUUCUCAUUCAUCCUUAUCGCCCUUUUCUUCGCCGUUGUCGCGUUGUUCCUCGGUCUCCUUGCAUUAUGCACCAAGUUCGGUAGCUACCUCGACAGCGCAAUCGUGUCCGUCGCCUUGUUCUUCCAGUCGAUAGCUGCAGCACUCAUGACGACGGCAUUUGUCAAGGGACGAAAUCUCUUCAGAUCGAACAACCGAACCGCCUCUUUGGGCAAAUACAACUUUGGCUUUAUGUGGGCAGCGGCAGCAUGUCUCUUCCUUGCUACUGUCUUCUUCCUCUGCGCCGGCGGUGCAGCUGGAGGUAGCUCAUCCAGUAGUGGAGGCAGCCGCUUCGGGAAAAAGAAGAGCUCAAAGAGGGCGAACAAGAACAGAGGCAGCUUUCUAGACAGGAGCAGCUUUGAGACUAAGAUGCUCACUCGACGACUCGUACCCUCAUCCAACACCCUCUCCUCCUCCAUCCGCGCCCUCUCUACCACCCCUUCAUACCAGCGCACCCCCGCCCUUGCCGACGUCACGCCCAACAACGCCCCAGCAUUUGACAAAAGACAAACAGAAUUCCGCGAGCAGUCCCGGAGAGCAGCGAAGCAGAAACAGGAACAAGAUAGUCAGUCUGUCACGAGCUCCGCUUCCAACGCUCAGCAAAGUCUGAGCAAUGGCAGGGGCAGCGCGACUUCCCCUUCCUCUUCUUCGUAUUCUAGUCCAUUGAAUGCAGAGACUUUGGGCUCACUGUCCACUCACGCAACAGGAAAGGAACGCGACUCGUCGUAUCAGCAAGAAUCCUCCAAGCGGCAGUCUUCCCUCAGUAAUCUCAUUUAUGGCACCCAAGAAGGGCAGCAGAUGGAUCAGGAUAUCGAGAAGAGCUUCAGUCAGGUAUUAGCGAGGGGAAAAUAUGUACACAGCAUUGUGUUCCACAGCGUAAAGCCAGACAAAGUGGACGAAUAUGUGGACUUAGUCGGGAAAUGGUACCCGAAGAUGGCGGGGAUCGAGAACAACCACGUCAAUCUUGUAGGCAGCUGGAGAACAGAAGUGGGCGAUUGUGAUACAUUCGGUACAGAAAGUAACUUCUGUAAGGAAUAA